GUUAGUGAGUACCAGGUAUUCAGCUGUAACACCCUUUCGCUGCUCAAUUGUCAUGCCACCAGAAGGAAGCACGAUGGCUGGGUCACUGCCAGAGGAAAGCCCAGCACCAGUUUGGUCCCUAGCUGCCGUGCCAUCCGAAGGGAGCACGAUGGCUGGGAUACUGCCAGGUUUCCCAAGCCUGGGCAAGAGAAGCUGAGAUGCAGAGGUCGAGUUCGAACUACAAACCUUCCAGCUAUCUCGCCCCACUGA
Molecule: messenger RNA, 249 nt
Organism: Opisthorchis viverrini
Lineage: Eukaryota; Metazoa; Platyhelminthes; Trematoda; Opisthorchiida; Opisthorchiidae
Exons: 2
Source: RefSeq, a predicted model, not a curated record